GCUGCAUAAUCAUAGCGGCACCGGUUUUUUCUUGUAGCAGCUGAUGCUUGCGGAGAUCAGCGCACUGCGGCUCUCUGCAGUCUCUGGCCUGCUCCUGCAGGUCACUGCGGCCAUCGCUGCUCUCUGUGCCCCAGCCAGGACACCGCUGCCUCUGGUUCGCACAGCCUCCGCACCGCCUUCAUCCUGGCAGCAGCCUCAACCGUAGCUCUAGGCCCCCGCAACACAGUCAGACCACUACCUUUCAUUUCACUUCUGUCCCAGUCAGCGCCGCGUCUGAUAUUCCGAUGAGUCUUUCCUUGUGGAGGUCAGAUCUCCUGAACUUGACGGUAGCCAAUUAGGCGUGUGAGGUCCUUGGAAAAAUGGCCGAGUCAGCCGACCACAAGGAACUGUUCAGUCAAGAAGAGUCUGGUGAUAAGGUAAUGAUGGAGGGGUCCGGGGAGCAGCCGGAGAGCAGUGAAGAUGCCUCGGCUGGGCCUGGAGAUGAUGGGGACCGCGGUGAAGAAGCUGCCGUGGGUCCUGGGGAAGAAGGGGGAAAAGGUGAAGAGGAUGCUGCUGGGUCCGGGGAAGGCGGGGAAAAAGGUGAAGAAACUGAUGAGGAUUCAGACCCAGACCAUCCAAAAGGACUUAUCGGUUAUCUUUUAGAUACAGACUUUGUUGAAAGUCUACUUGUGAAAGUUAAAUACCGUGUGUUAGCCCUCGAAAAGCUUCAAACUAGAGUGGCCAAUCUAGAGUCCAAAUUCCUGAGGGAAUUUCAUGGUAUUGAAAGAAAGUUUGCUGAAAUGUAUCAGCCUUUAUUGGAAAAAAGAUGUCAGAUAAUCAAUGCAAUCUAUGAGCCUACAAAAGAGGAAUGUGAAUAUAAAUCAGAUUCUGAGGACUGUGAUGAUGAGAUGUAUGAUGAGGAAGAGAUGUGUGGUAAUGAGGAGGGUCUGCUACAUGACUACAUGGAUGAGGAUGACGAUUAUGAUGAUUAUGCUGUUGAAGAGGAGGAGGAGGAUGGCAAUGAUGAUGACAAUGACGACAACACCAAGGCAGCUGGAGAUGAGAAUAAAGAAGAGGAUCCUAAAGGAAUUCCUGAUUUUUGGCUGACUGUCUUAAAAAACGUUGACACACUGACUCCUUUGAAAAAAUAUGAUGAGCCUAUUCUGAAGCUCCCGACAGAUAUUAAAGUGAAGCUUUCAGAUCCCGGUGAACCUCUCAGUUUCACACUAGAGUUUCACUUCAAACCAAAUGAAUAUUUCAAAAAUGAGCUGUUGACAAAGACCUAUAUGCUGAAGUCAAGGCUAGCAUAUUAUGAUCCCCAUCCCUAUAGGGGAACCGCGAUGUAUUGCAUAGGCUAUAAAAUAGAUUGGAAUGGAGGAAAGAAUGUCACUUUGAAAACAGUCAAGAAAAAGCAGAAGCACCGCGUCUAGGGAACAGUCCGGACUGUGACUGAAGAUUUUCCCAAGGAUUCAUUCUUCAAUUUCUUUACUCCUCAAGGAAUCAACUCAAAUGGAAAGGAUGGAAAGGAUGAUUUUCCCUGGCACAAUUUAUGUACUUACAUAAUCCCAAGAUCAGUAUUAUUUUUCUCAGGUGAUGCGCUUUAAUCUCAGCAAGAAGGGAUAGUUAGGGAAGUUAAUGAUGAAAUUUAUGACAAAAUUAUUUGUGAUAAUCGGAUGGUUGCAAUUGAGGAAGUUAAAGCUUGUUGCAAAAAUCCUGAAGCAAUAGUAGAAAACAUUGAUCACUAAAGCAGAGUGUACAUGGCCCUGAAAUUAAUUGUCCUAGAUCUAGUUACUCAAAAUAUAAUAAUUAAUUACAGUCUUGUAUUGUUAAUUUUUCUUGUAGUGUAAGUUAAAAAUGUAUGUCUCAGAAAUAUGAGAAGUUCAAAUACUAAUUCAUUUGACCUUGCAUUUUAGCAUAGAAUACUUUCAAGAAAUGUGGACUGUGGUAAAUGAUUUAAGAUAUAUUAAUAUAGUAUUGUGUAGUUUAAUCCUUCUGAAGUCCUUUUGUCAUGUAAGUAUUAAUCUGUAGCUAUGAACAUUAUCAGAACUACUAAAUGAGAUCAAUAUUUAUUCUAAAAGAAAAUUCUGCAGAACCAACUCAAGGUUCUUUUGCUGUUUUUUGUAUUUGUGUUUUCUUUAGCUACUGUGUUUAAUUUUGCUGUGCCUGCUUCAUUUUGCAAUAAAAAUGCAAUAGAACUUAAAACUUGAAUCCUUAAGAAAACACCUGCAUAUGGUUAACAAUUUCAGGCAAAAUCACAUUUUACAUUUGUUAAUAACAGCUUGUUCAUAAGCUAUUGUAUUUUAUGUGACCGUGAUAAAUAAUGAAACUUAGUUGUAUUAAAUUUAUUUAUCAGUGAAGUGUUAAUCAAAGUAUUUUCCAAAGAUUGCCAUGUAUUGUUCUGUGUAAUUGUGUAAACUGUAAUUAGAAUGUAUAAUUCUCUUUUCCUACAUUCAUUGAAAGUGAUCACUUUAUCAUUUUGAAAAAAAUUUUAAUGU
Messenger RNA from Capra hircus (goat), 2474 nucleotides. It is a transcript of the gene NAP1L2, whose product is annotated as nucleosome assembly protein 1 like 2. Gene Ontology annotation, cellular component: nucleus; chromatin. The record is from RefSeq and is a predicted model, not a curated record. NCBI's taxonomy places the organism in Eukaryota, Metazoa, Chordata, Mammalia, Artiodactyla, Bovidae. Gene Ontology annotation, molecular function: histone binding; chromatin binding. Gene Ontology annotation, biological process: nucleosome assembly.